Molecule: messenger RNA, 2427 nt
Organism: Nerophis lumbriciformis (worm pipefish)
Lineage: Eukaryota; Metazoa; Chordata; Actinopteri; Syngnathiformes; Syngnathidae
Gene: bnip2
Product: BCL2 interacting protein 2
Biological process (GO): apoptotic process
Cellular component (GO): cytoplasm
Source: RefSeq, a predicted model, not a curated record
AUUUCUCGCGUCACAUCAGCCAAUGCUGCGUCUACUUAUAACAUGUCUAUGAGCGCACUGCUCGCUUGGAGGAAGCAAGGAAGGAAAGGAGCCGAUUGUGCGCAGUGUUACCUCAGAAAAGCAAGGACUGUUUUUUUUUACACUCCCGUACUAUUUCUGCGAUAUCGUUAAUGGGUCCGGGUUACUAUUUCCUCACCCGGUGCGUCGUCCACCACUCUGAGACGAUAUGUAGUGUGUCGGCUCAUUAGCUCGUUGUCGGCGACAACAAAGCGAGGUGCUAAAGCUAACACGCUAAGCACCAGUCGUGUCAUAUUUGUGCGGUGUGACUGAUAGCUAUUGCGUAACUAACGCGGUCCCUCUCGCCUUCAAACAGGGCGGUAAGAGACGUGGAAGUCAUGGCCUCCGUUGUGAUAGAAAGUGAAGCGGCUCUGAAGGGUGUAAGUGACAUGAAUUUGAACAAUAGUCGCACAGAUUUGGGCACACCCAGGCGGACCGAGGAGGGUUUCCGGGACAGAGAGACGUCGAGCCCGUCGUCUUCUGGGGUGUCCGGAGAAGUGGACGAGGAGGAACUGGACGAACUGCAACACAGCACGGCGUCCACGGUGGAAAAUGGCGAGGAGGCACUUGAGGAGAGUCUAACCAAAACAAGAAGCGGCUCACAGGAAAGGACGACUGUUGACAAUAGUCAGAAGGCUGGCACGCCAUCUGAGCGCAUUGGAAGCCUGGAGCGUCAGGAAUCAGUCGCCACUACAGAGGCUCGGUUAAGAAUGGAGGGAGUCGAGCUUAAGGAAGAGUGGCAGGAUGAGGACUUUCCACGGCCUCUGCCUGAGGAAGAGGAGCUCGACGACGAGUUAUUUGCUGGAGCCUCUGAAGAGGGAGACACUGGCUACACAGUGAACCAUAGCAAGAAGGAGAAGAAGAAGCUUGCGGCUCCGGACAUCAGCCUCACUCUCGACCGUAGUGAAGGUUCUAUUCUGUCUGAUGAGUUGGAUGAAAGUACAGAGCUGGACUUGGAUGACAUGGACACACCUUCCGACAACAGCAUUGAGUUUGAAUGGGAAGAUGAUCUCCCCAAGCCCAAAUCUACAGAACUACUAGAGAAGGGCGUGGAGUCAGUCCAACAGUACUCUGCCUCAGAGGAAAGGGAGGAGGGCAGACGCUGGAGGGUGUUUCGCUUUGGAGACCAGGAGCACAGGGUGGACAUGACGGCCAUUGACCCUUACAAGCGAGUUAUAAGCCAUGGAGGUUACUAUGGCGACGGCUUGAAUGCCAUAAUUGUCUUUGCUGUGUGCUUCAUGCCUGAGAGCAGUCAACCAAAUUACAGAUACAUCAUGGACAAUUUAUUCAAGUAUGUCAUCGGCACACUUGAGCUUCUGGUGGCAGAGAACUACAUGAUUGUCUAUCUCAACGGGGCAACCUCUCGGAAAAAGAUGCCAACUGUCGGCUGGCUCAGAAAAUGUUAUCAGCAGAUUGACAGAAGGUUAAGGAAGAACCUAAAGUCAUUGAUAAUCGUCCAUCCCUCUUGGUUCAUUCGCACCGUGUUGGCACUCACUAAACCUUUCAUUAGCACCAAAUUUAGUCAGAAAAUCAAGUACGUGUACAGCCUGACAGACCUGGCAGAGUUGGUCCCCAUGGAGUACGUGUCCAUACCAGAUUGUAUCAAGCUGUUUGACCAGGAAAAAAAUAGGAAAAGCCAUAAAAGGUUUACAUUGGGAUUUUUUUGAUAUUCGGAUCGACCAGGACGUGCACAGCAAAGUGGAAACGGCCGCCGCUGCCCUGCCCGAGUGACCCUUGAGCAACAGAGCAAGAGAAGGAUGAAGAAUGUUUAAAGCGCUGCCACUCGAUUUUUUCCCCCCCCUUGUGUGUUUUGGGUGAUGAGACUGGAAAAGUGCCUUGUUGAAGCCAUGCUGCCUGUUACAUAUGUGGAACUCUUUGCUUGUUGUUUUUCCUCCUUUUAAUCCCCUUUUAGUGUUGCUGUGUCCUGUCCAAAUGAGUGCAUUUCCUUGUUACUUUAUUUAAGGCACUCUGUUACAAAUCAAUGAUGCAUGUACUGCUUUAUUGCAUUGAAAUAUAUAUUUAUAUUCAAAAGGAGAGAAAGUAAUAUAUUUUUAUGGUUGCUCUUGAUUUUAAAAGUGCAUUUUUUUAGGUCUCUGACCCCGCCUUUAUUUUUACUGUCCUGGGGAGAAAAAAUAAAGCGUUAUUUUUUUCAUGUGGAGGGACAACAAUGUUCACAAAAGGCAACUCCAGCGAGUCAGAGCGCUAUUUUUGAUCAGUUUGGACACAAUCUUUAUUUUCAUGACUAUUUACAUUGUAGAUUGUCACAUCAAAACUAUGAAUGAACACAUGUGGAGUUAUGUACUUAACAACAAAAUAACUGAAAACUUGUUUUAUAUUCUAGUUUCUUCAAAAUAGCCACCCUUUGCUCCG